UUUGACGAAGUUUAGGUUGAGUUGUGAAUUAUGUUAAAAUCUAAAGCAAAAUCAGGUAAUCCUACCGAAGGUGAAACUCUAAAAGAUGAAUAUUCUGACGUUAAAAACGAGAAGAAACCUUCGCAUUUAUAUUAUCAAGAUAAGAAGAAGUUACGUAUAAAUGAAGAAUUGUCUUAUAAGCAAUUAACACAUUUGUAUCUCCACAAUAAUCAAAUCGAAAAGAUAGAAAAUCUUGAUGGCGCUAUACACUUGAAAGAACUCUAUCUGCACAAUAACAAAAUAAAGAAAAUCUGCAAUUUGGAAUGCCUUGUAUACCUGAGAAGAUUGCAUUUGGGUCAUAACGAAAUUUGUGUGGUGGAAGGUUUGGGCAACUUAAGAAACUUAGAAGAACUGUACAUCGAAAAGCAGAGACUGAGAGAGAGCGAUUCUAUGUGUUUUGAUCCUCGAUCUAUUUUUGGUAUAAGACAAUCGCUAAGAGUAUUAAAUUGCUGUAGAAACAAUAUUAUGGACAUAUCCAAUUUGGCUCCACUCACUGGGCUACGAUUUUUGGAUGUUUCUCAAAAUGAUCUUUCUAAUAUUCAAGAAGUUUGUGAUGUACUGCGGAACUUUUUCCUUUUAGAAAAUUUGAACGUGAGUAAAAAUCCGAUAUCAAAGUUGCACAAGUAUAGAGAAUCUUUGAUUGGAUGUACAACCAAUGUGAAACUGUUGGAUAAUAAACUGGUGAACGAUUUAACAAGAGUGUUUAUAAAACGAAUGGAACAUGAAACUUCCAAAAAAAGAAGUGAACCUACCAUUAAUCUACCCAAAGCGCUUGAGGAUGUUUCUAAGAACUAUCCGGAAGGUCUUCAAAAAUCGAUUACUCGUUCCAUUUUAGAAAAAGGAAGAAAGAACUUGUCCGACAGUGUGAAAGACGCAGUUGUAGGUUGUGGCGAUGCUACUGGUGAUGUCUUUUUACCAAUGAAAAAAUUUCCUAAACCUAAAGGUUCACUUGUGAAGAAACGGAUGAAAUUCUUUAAAUUCAAUACCCGCAAAAUGGGACCAAUUGUUGAAGAAAAAUCCCAAAGUCAUAUCCAAAAUGUGGUGUUUGUAAGAAAAGUUAAAACAACAAGUUCAUUGCAGUAAUAAAAAUAAACAUGUCUAACAAAUCUAUAAUAUGUAG
This is a messenger RNA of Agrilus planipennis (emerald ash borer), 1159 nucleotides long. RefSeq names its product protein phosphatase 1 regulatory subunit 42-like. The coding region runs from base 31 to 1122 and encodes 363 amino acids. Gene Ontology annotation, molecular function: protein binding. The record is from RefSeq and is a predicted model, not a curated record. The transcript has a single exon. NCBI's taxonomy places the organism in Eukaryota, Metazoa, Arthropoda, Insecta, Coleoptera, Buprestidae.